Molecule: messenger RNA, 2076 nt
Organism: Pieris macdunnoughi
Lineage: Eukaryota; Metazoa; Arthropoda; Insecta; Lepidoptera; Pieridae
Source: the annotation of a GenBank genome assembly
AUGUCUCGAGAUAGAUCGUCCCGACGCUUUUACCGGUCCGAGUCCACACAUGAUCUCCUGUCCUACAUGGACCGCGGGCAGGCGGCUAGUAACGAGAAUCGCUGGACCUUCGAAACCGCCUGGGAGGCUGCAAAUAAAGUGGGUGGAAUCUACACAGUGAUAAGGUCCAAAGCUUAUGUCUCUACCGAGGAGAUGGGUGAAAACUACUGUUUACUAGGACCUUUCAAGGAGACUUGCGCUCGUCAAGAAGUAGAAGAACAGGACUUCCCACCAAAUUCACCUCUCACAGCAGCAGUCAACGCCAUGAGAAGUCAGGGAUAUAAGUUACACACAGGCACCUGGCUUGUAGAUGGCAACCCUCAAAUAAUUCUCUUUGACAUCGGCUCGGCCGCGUGGCAGAUGGACAGUUACAAGCAGGAACUCUGGAGCACCACUUCCAUUGGAAUACCACAUCUGGAUGUGGAAGCCAACGAUGCUGUUAUACUUGGCUUUAUGGUUGCGCAGUUUAUCACUGAGUUCCGCAAAGCUGCUGAGAAGUACAGUGAUACACCACCGCGAGUUGUGGCUCAUUUCCACGAAUGGCAGGCUGGCAUUGGUCUCAUUGUUUUGCGUGUUCGUCAUGUGGAUGUAGCAACGGUGUUCACGACGCACGCGACCCUCCUCGGAAGAUAUUUGUGCGCUGGCAACACUGAUUUCUACAAUAACUUGGAUAAGUUCUCAGUUGACGAAGAGGCGGGAAAGAGACAGAUAUACCACAGAUAUUGUAUGGAGCGUGCCGCGGCCCACAUGACGCAUACAUUCACCACAGUCUCCGAUAUUACAGGAUUCGAAGCGGAACAUCUUCUCAAAAGAAAGCCGGAUUUCAUAACACCGAAUGGUUUGAAUGUGAAGAAAUUUUCAGCGCUUCAUGAGUUUCAGAAUCUUCACGCGUUGGCUAAGGAGAAAAUCAAUGAAUUCUCUAGAGGACAUUUCUAUGGGCAUUUUAACUUUGAUCUGGACAAAACGUUAUAUUUCUUUAUCGCUGGUCGGUAUGAGUUUGGUAACAAGGGCGCUGAUAUCUUCAUAGAAGCACUCGCACGGCUUAAUCAUUACUUGAAGGCUUCCGGGUCAGAAAUGACGGUAGUAGCAUUUCUAAUAUUCCCCGCUAAGACGAAUAACUUCAACGUUGAGAGUUUAAGGGGUCACGCGGUCACCAAAUCCCUUAGAGAUACUAUACAGGAUGUUCAACAGCAGAUUGGAAAGAGGAUGUAUGAUAUAUGCUUGAGAGGCCAUCUCCCCGACACAUCAGCCCUACUACAGAAGGAAGACACAGUUCGCCUAAAAAGAUGUAUUUACGCGUUGCAACGUGACGGUCUUCCGCCCGUUACGACCCACAAUAUUGUCGAAGACUGGAGCGAUCCAGUUCUCAACUCAAUUCGAAGGUGUGAACUUUUCAAUACAGUGAAUGAUAAAGUUAAAGUUAUAUUCCACCCGGAAUUCCUUUCUUCCACCAACCCCUUAUUUGGUCUGGACUAUGAAGAAUUUGUCAGAGGUUGUCAUCUUGGCGUCUUUCCUUCAUAUUACGAGCCAUGGGGUUACACCCCUGCCGAAUGCACAGUUAUGGGUAUACCUAGUGUCACAACUAAUUUGUCUGGCUUCGGUUGCUUCAUGCAAGACCACAUAGCUGAUCCGAUGUCAUACGGAAUAUACGUCGUGGAUCGCCGCUACAUCUCACUAGAGGGCUCUGUACAACAAUUGGCGCAGUAUAUGUUCGACUUUACCAAGUUAACAAGACGUCAACGUAUAAUACAAAGAAACAGAACGGAAAGACUGAGCGAUCUUCUCGAUUGGAGGAAUUUGGGAAUUUACUAUCGUCAGGCGCGAGCUGAAGCACUGAAAAUCGUAUAUCCUGAUUAUGUUGACCACAUGCAUAUGGAACUCGGGAAACGAUUUAACUACCCACGCCCAAUAUCCGAGCCACCUAGCCCCACACAUUCCAGAGCCACGACACCAGCCGCUUCGGUCCACGGUUCUGAUGAUGAGGAUGAAGUGGAUGAGGAGAAGGAGUUAGCCGAACUGAGGAUUACCGAUAACUAG